AUGUCUGCUCCUUCAAACAAGACGACUAGCUGGUGGUCCGACACAAAACAUGUUUUCCAUACGUGCACCAAAGGAUAUGAGGCAAAAAUGAUCAAUGUAGUUGGGUAUUCUAUUCUCCAAGUUUUACUUGACUUGACAGUGCUUCAGCUGAUGCUCCGCUUCUCGAUAACGUCGUACCGAUUGGAUUCAAAAGAUCUCAAUUCUAUCAACUUGGACCAAGAAAUCGAGCCAACUGCUGAUAACAUCAAACUUGUUGCGCUUUUCUUCUUAACAACAAUCACCGGAGCAGUUAUCGCAGUGUACCGUCAUGCUUUUGGAGCAGCUCUUUUAGUUCUCACACAAGUUGUCAUGUGCUUUGGAGUUUUCAACUUGUUCUCAAAACCAAUGAUUAUAGUCACUCUGGAGAAGUUCGGCUCGGAAGAGAAUUUCCUCGAAUCACAGUUUUUACUAGGAUUUUACAACUGCCUGGUCACUUUUGCUUGUUGUUUGGUGUACUUUUUGCCAACGGUUCUUGGAAUUUGGUUCAUGUACUGCACGGUGAUAGUUAUGCUAGUUUUUAUGGGAUUCAAAAUCUACGAGGAGCAGGAUGCAAAUAUUGUGACGUCAUCUCAAGCAAAUGUUUCUACAUCUUCCUCGGAUAGAAGUACACCUGCCGAAACCGAUUAUUUCAGUGAUAAUAGUUCGAUAUGA
This is a messenger RNA of Caenorhabditis elegans, 690 nucleotides long. It is a transcript of the gene T26C11.8, whose product is annotated as XK-related protein. Lineage: Eukaryota; Metazoa; Nematoda; Chromadorea; Rhabditida; Rhabditidae. Bases 1 to 690 code for a protein of 229 amino acids. The transcript has 4 exons. The record is from RefSeq and is marked reviewed.